GUCAAAGCUUGAAUAAGGUAUGUUAAGAUGAGAAAUUCUACGAGAAAUUGAAUAUUUAAACAUCCUUUAAGUUUUAAACUUAAAAUGUUUGUUAUUAAAUCAAAUUAUUUCUUUGUCUUCUAUUAUGUAGUUGUACAUUAGUAUUUUUUACAUAUAUUUGGUCUGUUUAUAAAAACUAAAUUGUGGAUAUUCACAAUGUACAAUAUAUUCUCGAAAUGGCAAAACAAAAAGGCGAGAAAAAAGGCAAAUCCGCUAUUAAUGAAGUAGUCACUAGAGAAUAUACAGUAAAUCUUCAUAAAAGAUUACAUGGUAUUGGAUUUAAAAAGCGUGCACCUCGUGCAAUUAAAGCAAUUCGCCAAUUUGCUGAAAAACAAAUGUGCACACCCGAUGUACGAAUUGAUACAAGACUUAACAAACAAUUGUGGUCCAAAGGAAUAAGAAAUGUUCCUUUCCGUAUUAGAGUUCGUCUUUCAAGAAGGAGGAAUGACGAUGAAGAUUCUGCCAAUAAAUUGUACACACUCGUCACAUACGUUCCUGUAGCUACAUUCAAGGGAUUACAAACUGAAAAUGUUGAUGUCAGUCAAGAUAAUUAAAAACUUGGUUUUUUAA
Diorhabda sublineata is the source of this 609-nucleotide messenger RNA. It is a transcript of the gene RpL31, whose product is annotated as 60S ribosomal protein L31. The record is from RefSeq and is a predicted model, not a curated record. Gene Ontology annotation, molecular function: structural constituent of ribosome. Gene Ontology annotation, cellular component: ribosome; cytosolic large ribosomal subunit. NCBI's taxonomy places the organism in Eukaryota, Metazoa, Arthropoda, Insecta, Coleoptera, Chrysomelidae. The transcript is spliced from 3 exons. The coding region runs from base 216 to 593 and encodes 125 amino acids. Gene Ontology annotation, biological process: cytoplasmic translation.